Messenger RNA from Knipowitschia caucasica, 1317 nucleotides. NCBI's taxonomy places the organism in Eukaryota, Metazoa, Chordata, Actinopteri, Gobiiformes, Gobiidae. The record is from the annotation of a GenBank genome assembly.
AUGCCUCAGAGCCAGGAGGGCACCGACGGUCUGUGUUAUCGUCACAGAAAACUGGUGUCAGGGUCUUUAGAGGCGCUCAUCCAGCACCUGCUGCCCACUCCACACUACUACCCAGACAGCUCCUACAGUUUCACCUUUCUCCUGAGUUCCCGCCUUUUCCUCGCUCCACACGAGCUGCUGCAGCGACUGAGUGAGCUGUGCAGUCACAAGAGCACACUGAAGGACAUCGGCCCCAAAGUCAUGCGUCUGCUGACAGAGUGGACCCAGAUGUUCCCCUGUGACUUCAGGGACGAGAGCAUGUCCCGCAGCCUGAGGACACUGUCCCGCAGGCUGCUGUCUGCUGACCAGGAGCACAGGGCGGGCCUGGUGCGCUCUCGCAGGGCUCUCCUCUGCGCUCUGUCCCGGAGGCUGGCUGUGCUGGCUCAGUAUGAGGAGGCUCUGGGACACCUCCAGGAGGCAGAGCAGGACCCUCUUCCAUCCCCUAAAGUCCAGCCCCUGGAGCUGACCUCCUCCUCUCCGUCCUCAUGGGCCCAGCAGCUCACACACAUCGAGCUGGAGAGACUGUCGUACGUGGAGCCGGAGGAGUUUGUGGAGGUCUUUAUGUCCAGAGGAGCAGAGGACGGUACAGAGGGAGGUCACAGCCCCCGGAGCCGCCCCCUGCAGGCGUAUGUGCAGUGGUUCAACAGACUGAGCCUCCUGGUGGCCACAGAAAUCUGCCUGCUGCAGAAGAGGAAGCAGCGAGUACAGGUGCUGGACUUCUUCAUCGACGUGGCGCAGGAAUGUCUCAACAUCGGCAACUUCAACUCCCUCAUGGCCGUUAUCGCUGGGGUGAGUAUGGCUCCUGUGUCUCGUCUGAGGAAAACCUGGAGCCGCGUGAACAAGGACAAGUUCACUGUCCUGGAGAGCCUGAUGGAUCCUUCAAACAACUUUUCCCACUACAGAACCGCUCUGAGAGGAGCCACUCAGCGCUGCCUGAAGGCACAGAGCCCCCACGAGAAGAUGGUGAUCCCGUUCUUCAGUCUUCUGCUGAAGGACUUGUACUUUCUGAACGAGAGCUGUGCUUUGAGACUGGACAGUGGACACAUCAGCUUCCAGAAAUGCUGGGAGCUGGCCAAGCGUGUGAGCGAGGUGAUGUCCUGGAGGAGAGCCCAGUGUCCGUUUGAGAAGAACCGGAGGAUCCUGGCAUACCUGCUGACCGCCCCCGUGUGCAGCCAGGACGCUCUGUGUCUGGCUUCCUACGAGAGCGAGGCCCCUGACAACCACAUGGACAAGCAGCAGUGGAAGACUCUGAGGUCCAGUCUGCGGAACAAGGUCUGA